AUGAAAUCAAUGAGGACCCCUUUGGGGAGCAUUGAUACUCGCCUGGAAAUGCAAGGUGCUGAAAUUGAGCCUUUCUGCUCGAGCUCCCCCUCUCUCGCACUCGAAAAUCAACUGCUUAGCGGCGGAGAGUCGCCAGUGAGCGCCAGAAACACCGAGCAAAAAGCGAGCCAUCGAGUUCAGUUCGCCCUUGAUGAUUUCUCGAAUUUGACUCUCAAUGCAAACGGAGACGACUCCUUCCCUCGAAUUGACUGGGACGUUGCGAUGGACAGCUUCUAUCCCCUCGAUAGCUACAACGGACCAAGGAGCCCUCGCAAUACCCCGGCUUCUCUCAGCCAUGUUGGAAGUUGCGAAGACCCAGAUGAAUUCACUGAGAUACCCCAAAGGCGCACAACUUCAGCGCCGCAAUUGGCUUCGGCAAGCCAGUGGUUUGACGGGCAGUCAGAGCGCAACUUGCCCUACCUUCCCAGCUCCAAGGAUAUUUUUACCAGACCACACACACGUCAAUUCUCGGCUGACGACGAAGCCAGCUCCUUUUCAAGUGUCGUGCAUUCGCCUGAUGUUUCUCGAGAUGCGAGCAUGGAUGCUGGGCCUGGAAACCGAGAACCCCUUAGGCACCUCCAAUGCUCACGAGAUCUGGCGCCGCAUUCGCUGCAUUCUACCGUACGGGAACUCCGUGGAGGACAUCUGCUUUCGAGAGCUGCAAGAAAAGUCAACCAUAUUGCUCGGCAGCCUCCGCGAAGACAGGCCAAGAAAUGGAAAGGAUCAAGCUAUGCGUCCACUCGAAGAGUCACACCACAUCUCGGCUUGCCACAUGCCUCGAAUUCUUUGUUCAAGGGGAUUCAUUCUCCUCUUUUGCAUCCACCCACUUCACAGAGAUUGUCAGCAGACGUCGAUAUCGACAACCGCCCAUUCUCAGAUCUUCAACAAGAAUUAGUCUCGGGUCUGGGAAGUGCUUCACCAGGAUGCACCGAGAACACCGUGGCGGGCCCGUCGAAUAGCCCACUGUCUGAUGUUGUGCGCGUUUCAUUCACAAUUCACUUUAUCUGGCGGUCUGGAUCAUUCAUGGCUCAAUUCCAGGCCGCAAAAACGAUUCGCGAAGUGAUGGCUGCCGCUUCCACUCUGUCCGGCAAGUCAGGGCCAUUGGAAGAAGAGCCCCGUCAUGCUUCGAAUCUUGUCUUCACCUACCGCUUUGUGACCUUACCUGGCUUGAUAAUACGUGCCUUUGCUGCUCUGCGUUCCAUGUUGGGCACCAUGAAGAGCUUCCGCGUUGUCGCGAUAGUUGUUGCCAUUUUCCGGACGGCCUGGUCACUUUUUCGAAAUGUGGUUGAAGCCCUUGUGGACGGACUUUCCCGAUGA
Penicillium oxalicum is the source of this 1356-nucleotide messenger RNA. RefSeq lists its product as uncharacterized. The record is from RefSeq and is a predicted model, not a curated record. The transcript has a single exon. Lineage: Eukaryota; Fungi; Ascomycota; Eurotiomycetes; Eurotiales; Aspergillaceae. Bases 1 to 1356 code for a protein of 451 amino acids.